AGAGGCGGGAUCCCCCCCCCGAAGGGGCGGGGCUUAGCGACUCGGGCCCCCGUGAGUGGAAGCUCCGCGGGGCGGGGGCGGGGUCUGGCUGCGCGUGCUCAGUGCGAUCCCGUCCCUGUCCCGCCUGCCCACUGCGCCAUGGACUUUGGCUCCGCUCGGCGAGCCGUGCUUCAGCUGCUCGGGACCACGGCUCCAGCAGAUGUCCCGGCGCUGCUCCACUGGAUGAGAACUACCCGCGAUUUUGAUGAACUCACGCGAGAUAACCGCGACGCCGUGUUGAAGAACGUCGCCGACGACCUGCGCUGCCGCCUCCCCCCAGAGGCCGUGCUGGGCUCGGAACAGCUAGCCCUGCAGAAGAUACGACAGCAGACGGAACCCACAGUUCACGUUGAUGCAUUCCUUUAUGAUGAAGACGUUAUUGAUUCAUUGUGUGAGGAAGGAAAAAUGAGCAGAAACUACUGUACUGUGUGUGGCUCUCACCGGACGGCACCUUUGGGAUUUAUUUCUCAUUCCUUCUCCCUCAUGGAGCUGAAGUUCAUCUAUCUCCAUGUACUGCCCGACCUGUCAGGGAAGCUCUUGGUUGACAUUGGCUCCAGACUUGGCACAGUGCUCUAUGGGGGCUAUCUCUACAGCUCAGCGGCACAGCUCUGCGGAGUAGAACUGAAUGGAGAAUUCUGCCAGUUGCAGGAAAUGAUCAUUAAAAAAUACCAGUUCGGGGACAGAAUAAAGGUGCUUCAUGCAGACAUCUGCACCCAAGGCCCCCUUCUGCAAAGUGCCGAUGUCAUUGUGAUGAACAAUGUCUUCGAAUAUUUUCUUACUGAGGCUGAACAGGCCAGGGCCUGGAACUACAUCAUCCAAAAUGUAAGGAAACAAGGGUCACUAUUAGUGACAGUACCGAGUCUCCAAGAUUCUCUCGUAGGCCUUGAGAUUAAUGUGCAGCUGUCCUCCUGGGUGGAAGAGAUACCACUGGACCUCAAUGUGUACCCAGAAAGGGACAUGGACAGAGAAGCUCUGGAACAAAUUCACUUAUAUAAGGUUCUCUAGCACUGAAGCAGCAUCUCUAGUGUGGUGUUAACCCAUCUGCUUUGUGUAUUCAUUUCAAGUUUUAUAUGUAUGAUUAUGUGCCUGUAAAUAGUUGCAUAUGACUAUCCAUAUACACCAGUUGUACAUGGAUAUAAGUAAACUGUAAUUAGAUAAUUAAAUAUUUAUCUGAAA
Peromyscus leucopus (white-footed mouse) is the source of this 1215-nucleotide messenger RNA. RefSeq lists its product as uncharacterized. Lineage: Eukaryota; Metazoa; Chordata; Mammalia; Rodentia; Cricetidae. The record is from RefSeq and is a predicted model, not a curated record. Bases 139 to 1044 code for a protein of 301 amino acids. Gene Ontology annotation, molecular function: S-adenosylmethionine-dependent methyltransferase activity. The transcript is spliced from 8 exons.